This is a messenger RNA of Mangifera indica (mango), 2415 nucleotides long. RefSeq names its product potassium transporter 5. Lineage: Eukaryota; Viridiplantae; Streptophyta; Magnoliopsida; Sapindales; Anacardiaceae. The transcript has 7 exons. The coding region runs from base 1 to 2415 and encodes 804 amino acids. The record is from RefSeq and is a predicted model, not a curated record. Gene Ontology annotation, biological process: potassium ion transmembrane transport. Gene Ontology annotation, molecular function: potassium ion transmembrane transporter activity. Gene Ontology annotation, cellular component: membrane.
AUGGCUGAGAGUAAGCCUGAAACUAUUGAGACCUUGGAAGUGGAGAAAAACCUGAAAGGGAAAAAGCUUUCAUGGGCGAAGCUGCGUCGCAUAGAGUCUCUACAUCUGGAGGCUGGAAGAAUUUCCGGGACGCAUGAUCAUCGUUCCAAGAGUGAUUGGAGGACAACUUUGAUUUUGGCUUUCCAGAGCAUUGGAAUUGUGUAUGGAGAUAUCGGAACCUCUCCACUUUAUGUUUAUGCCAGCACUUUCACGGAUGGCAUAAAAAAUAAUGACGAUAUUCUUGGAGUGUUGUCACUCAUUAUCUACACUAUUGUGCUUUUGCCUUUGACCAAAUAUGUGUUCAUUGUGUUGUGGGCAAAUGACAAUGGAGAUGGUGGAACAUUUGCACUCUAUUCCUUAAUAUGCCGAUAUGCCAAGGUGAGUUUAAUUCCGAAAGAUCAACCUGAGGACAGGCAGCUAUCGAAUUACAGACUUGACACCCCAUCAAGCCAGUUAAAACGAGCUCAGAAAAUAAAAGAGAAGCUUGAGACGAGUACUUACGCGAAAACCGUUCUUUUCCUUGUCACUAUCCUUGGAACUUCCAUGGUGAUCGGAGAUGGAGUUUUGACUCCUUGUAUUUCAGUCCUUUCCGCCGUCAGUGGGAUUCAGUCUGUUGGCACUGAUGCUGUUGUGGGACUUUCCAUAGCAAUCUUGGUAGUGCUGUUCUCUGUUCAAAGAUUUGGAACUGAUAAAGUGGGAUAUUCAUUUGCUCCAAUAGUCUUCACAUGGUUCUGUUUCAUAAGUGGGAUCGGGCUCUACAACUUGAUUACAUAUGACGUUGGUGUGUUACGCGCUUUCAACCCAAAAUACAUCGUAGAUUACUUCAAAAGAAACGGUAGCCAUGGAUGGAUUUCCCUUGGUGGAGUUGUUCUUGCCAUAACAGGCAACGAAGCAAUGUUUGCUGAUCUGGGUCAUUUCAAUGUUCGAGCAAUUCAAAUCAGUUUCUCUGGUAUUGUGUUUCCAGCAAUUCUACUAGCUUAUAUUGGACAAGCGGCUUACCUCAGAAAAUUUCCUGAAGACGUGGCGGACACAUUUUAUAAAUCAUGUCCUCAUCCAAUAUACUGGCCAAUGUUUGUGGUGGCUGUCUGUGCGGCUAUUAUUGCCAGCCAAGCUAUGAUUUCUGGGGCAUUUUCAAUUGUCACUCAAUCGUUGAGUCUGAGUUGUUUCCCCAGAGUUAAAGUUGUUCACACUUCAACCAAGUAUGAGGGACAAGUUUACAUUCCGGAAAUCAACUACGUUCUUAUGAUUGCCUGUGUUAUUGUCUCUGCAGGCUUCAGAACCACAGACAAGAUUGGAAAUGCAUAUGGAAUUGCGGUGGUGACUGUGAUGUUGAUCACAACACUUAUGGUUACAUUGAUAAUGCUUGUGGUAUGGAAGAUAAGUAUCUGGUUAAUUGCUCUUUUCUUCGCGGUGUAUGUGGUGGUUGAAGGGGUUUAUCUGUCAUCUGUUCUCUACAAAUUCAAACAAGGAGGCUAUCUUCCACUGGCAUUUGCAUUAGUCCUGAUGAUUAUUAUGGGAAUAUGGCACUAUGUUCACAGACAAAUAUAUGUUUAUGAGCUCAACAACAAAGUUUCCAGUGAAUACAUCAGAGAUUUGGUUUCGGAUCCGAAAGUAAAUAGAGUUCCUGGAAUGGGACUUAUAUACUCUGAACUUGUCCAAGGCAUUCCUCCGAUUUUCCCUCACUUUCUCGCCAACAUUCCUUCCCUCCAUUCGGUUGUUGUCGUCAUUUCUAUCAAGUCCUUUCCAGUUGGCAAGGUGGCAUUAGACGAACGGUUCUUGUUUCGAUAUGUUGAACCAAAGGAAUACAGGAUGUUUCGUUGUGUUGUUAGAUAUGGAUAUAAUGAUAUUAUUGAGGAAGCUGCUGAGUUUGAGGCUCAAUUGAUCGAUCACCUAAGCGAAUUCAUCCGCCUAGAGCAAUACUUCUUGGAAGCAGGAAAUCCUGAAGCAGUUUCUGAGCCAUUAACCAACCCACAGCAUUCCACUUUGUUGGUUAAUAAUGAAGGGAGAGCAAAAGGAUCAACUGUUCAUAUUGAGGAAUCGCUUCAACAGGCUGCGGCUUCAACUUUGAGCUUUUCUUCGGGUUCAACUAAAUCGUUUAACGCUGUCAAUUCAGUGAAUUCAUCCAACAGGAUCUCUGGUCCACCUCUCCAGGGAGCUGAAGCGGAGAUGCAAUAUGUCCAGAGAGCAAAGGAGAACGGAGUAGUGUAUCUUCUGGGAGGAACAGAAGUUACGGCUAAACAGAACUCAUCUUUUAUCAAAAGGAUGGUUGUCAAUUAUCUUUACGAUUUUAUCAGGAAAAAUUUCAGGGGAAAUGAGAAAAUGUUGGAAAUUCCAAAUAGCAGGCUUGUCAAAGUUGGAAUGACUUAUGAAAUCUGA